Phlebotomus papatasi is the source of this 929-nucleotide messenger RNA. RefSeq names its product chymotrypsin-2-like. Gene Ontology annotation, molecular function: serine-type endopeptidase activity. The record is from RefSeq and is a predicted model, not a curated record. The transcript is spliced from 3 exons. Bases 4 to 795 code for a protein of 263 amino acids. Lineage: Eukaryota; Metazoa; Arthropoda; Insecta; Diptera; Psychodidae. Gene Ontology annotation, biological process: proteolysis.
UUCAUGAGAGUGAUGAGAAUGCGAUAUACGGGCUUUCUUGUGCUUUUCUUUGGCCUCUUGGCAACGUCUGUGGCACGAAAUGUACCCAUAAACAAGUUGAACUACAAGGAUGAAUACAUUGUAGGUGGUAGCAAUGCAUCCAGGGGACAGUUUCCCUAUCAAGUGUCCCUAAGAACUCUUUCCAGUAUACAUUUCUGCGGAGGUGCCAUUGUGGGUGAUUUUUGGAUACUUACAGCCGCCCAUUGCAUCUCAGGCCGAAGUGCAACAUCUGUGAAUGCUUUUGUGGGUUCUCACCUGCUUACAGACUCAAUCAGAUACGCCCUUGAUGACCUGGUGCUCCAUCCCCAAUUCAAUGAUAAUACCAUGUUAAAUGAUGUUGGCCUUGCAAAAACUCGCGAUCAAAUUGUCUAUUCGGCUCUGAUACAGCCCAUUUCUGUGGGUUCUGGCUACAUCGGAGGAGCGGUUAUUGCUAUUGCAUCGGGUUGGGGUCGUACUUCAGAAAACGGACCUACUCCUAAUACACUGCAAUGGGUUAAUUUGGGUACAUUGACCAACGAUGAGUGCAAAGCCCGACUUCCACCGGCCAAUGCUGAUCUAAUCUUUGAUAGUACCAUCUGCACCUUUACCCGUACUGAUGAGGGUAUCUGCUACGGAGAUGCCGGUGGACCUCUAAACUUGGCAAAUUCUGUUAUUGGAAUAGUUUCUUGGGGAGUCCGGUGUGCCAUGUCCUACCCGGAUGUCUACACUAGAGUCUCCUCCCAUCGAUCCUGGAUCCUCCAGACCAUGAGUAACUGAAAAAGGACUAGGCAGCAGAGCGUUUGAUUUCAAAGUGACCUUAAAAAUUUCUAAAUUCGUUUAAAUUUAUAAAUAAUAUUGAGUGAAUAAUUUUGUAUUUUUCUACUGUAUAAAUAAAUUGAUUUGAUACUCGA